Molecule: messenger RNA, 524 nt
Organism: Mus musculus (house mouse)
Lineage: Eukaryota; Metazoa; Chordata; Mammalia; Rodentia; Muridae
Product: predicted pseudogene 10913
Exons: 1
Coding region: 45-509 (154 amino acids)
Source: RefSeq, a predicted model, not a curated record
UUCCGGUCUCAGGCGCUGCGGGAGCCGCGGGUUACCCUGCAGACAUGGCCAAGUCCAAGAACCACACCACACACAACCAGUCCCGCAAAUGGCACAGAAAUGGUGUCAAGAAACCCCGGUCGCAAAGAUACGAAUCUCUUAAGGGGGUUGACCCCAAGUUCCUGAGGAACAUGCGCUUUGCCAAGAAGCAUAACAAGAAAGGCCUGAAGAAGAUGCAGGCCAACAAUGCAAAGGCAGUGAGUGCGCGCGCAGAGGCCAUCAAGGCCCUGGUGAAGCCUCAGGCCAUCAAGUCCAAGAUGCCAAAAGGCCCCAAACUCAAGCGGCUGGCUUUCAUCGCUCACCCCAAGCUUGGGAAGUGGAUUCGAAGCUACAUAGCCAAGGGUCAGAGGCUCUGCCAACCGAAGCCUAAGGUUCAAACCAAGGCAGGGGCCAAAGCUCCAGCUAAGGCCCAGGCUUCAGCUCCAGCCCAGGCUCCCAAAGGUGCUCAGGUCCCUGUGAAGACCCCAUAGAAAAGGCUCCUGCCA